AAACGUUAACAGUCGUGACCGGUGGGCGCCGGGAGGCAAUAGGACAUCCGCAAAUCCAUUGCCCGCCAAUAUUCGACUCUACACGAGUGUUAAAAUCAACUAAAAAUAGUUAACAUAAAAUUUCACGUGAAUUUCGUCGCAAAUAUUGAUUUUUACAGCCACCAAUUUCAACUCUCGUUACCCCGUGGGUGUCCCCCCCUCCCUCCCUCCCACCUACCACUGUCCCGAAAAUUUCCAAUUCCGGUGAUAGACUAGAGUCAUUGAGUUUCAAUCGGCGAUUGAGAAGUGUAACCUCGUGGCCAGACGGGGAGUGGGUCCUGCCGGCUUCGAGUAUGCUCGUCAGCUGCUUCAUCAUCGCCGGCGUAGCUGCUGUGGUCUCCUCGGCCGGUGGUCACGGCUUCGAUGCACAUCUCCGUGGACCAAGUUUCCUUAUCGAGCCCCCAUCACGUGUGGAAUUUUCAAAUUCAAGUGGCGCCUGGUUAGAUUGUGCUGCCACUGGCAAUCCAACCCCCAACAUAGACUGGUCCACAGCUGAUGGCCUACCCGCCACUGAUGUUCCCGGUGUCCGGAGAGUACUCAGAAAUGGCACCCUCGUGCUACUUCCCUUUCAAGCUGCAGCAUUCCGACAGGACGUUCACAGUGCUGCUUACAGAUGUGUUGCAAGUAACUCGGUGGGUCGAGUACUCAGUCGAGACGUACAAGUACGGGCCAUUGUGACCCAGGCGUAUUCUGUCGAUGUAGAAGUAGUCGAGGGAGUAUCUCGGGGCUGUACAGCAAUUUUGAGAUGCGUAGUACCAAGUCACGUGAAGGAUCUCGUGAGAGUUGUAUCGUGGCUGCAGGAGCCAUCAUUUCACAUAUACCCGUCGCUCCAAGGGGAUGGAAAAUUUCAUCUACUACCCACUGGUGAAUUGCUGGUCCACGGAUUGGAGUUCAGUGACCAGUUUCUUAGUUAUAGGUGCAGGACAAUGCACAGACUCACACGACAAGUGGUUGUCAGCACAUCGGCAAAUCUUAGGAUCGCUGAGCACGGAGGCAUGAUACCGCCAACGAUACUAGAGCACUCGGGCACAAUCUACGUAGGACAGGAUGAAUCAACUUCCCUAGUUUGCCUAGCAAAGGCCUGUCCCACCCCCGAGUACAGAUGGUACGCGCAAACCGGUGCCGAGCAAAUGCCAGUAUUAUCCGGUCCUAGAAUGAGAUUACUCGGGCCAGUGUUGGCCAUGGAGGCAGUGACACUGUCUGACAGUGGUGUAUAUCAGUGUCUAGCCUCCAAUCUCGGUGGUGAGACGAGCGCUGAGCUCAGGCUGGUGGUGAUGGCGCCUCUUAACGUCGAAGUAUCACCCUCACUUCUGAGUGUCCACCUGGGGGGCAAUGCUGAGUUCACCUGUGUCGUGGGGACACAUUCACAGGCUGGACAGCAUUUUAUUACUUGGUACAAGGAUGGAAGACAAUUGCCCGGAGCUGGACGACAAUCAGAGACACUUACACUCAAUGGAAUUGGAAGGGAGGACAGGGGAAUGUAUCAGUGUAUUGUCAGACGUGGGGACGACACUGCUCAGGCUUCGGCGGAACUGCAGCUCGGGGAUGCACCACCGAUCAUAAUGUACUCCUUCAUCGAGCAGACUCUCCAGCCAGGGCCAGCUGUGUCCUUGAAGUGCUCAGCAGCGGGGAAUCCAACACCUCAGAUAAGCUGGGCCCUCGAUGGAUUUCCUUUACCCACAAUAACCAGAUUCGUUAUCGGCCAGUAUGUCACUGUCCAUGGAGAUGUGAUAUCACAUGUGAACAUCAGUCAGGUGAUGGUGGAGGACGGAGGAGAGUACUCGUGUACUGUGGAAAAUAGGGCAGGGAAAGUCACACAUGCAGCAAGACUCAACGUUUAUGGUCUCCCCUACAUCCGGAUAAUUCCCAAGGUAGCAGCAGUAGCAGGUGAGACCCUUCGUCUCAAGUGUCCAGUAGCGGGUUAUCCAAUAGAAGAAAUUAAAUGGGAGCGGGGAGGUCGCGAGUUACCAGACAAUCUCCGCCAGAAGGUUAUGCCAGAUGGUACCCUGAUGGUCUCCAGCGUUCAGAAGGAGACGGACACAGGCAGUUACACCUGCUGGGCGAGAAAUAAACAGGGCCACAGUGCCAGACGCUCCGGCGACGUGACAGUCAUAGUUCCCCCAAAAAUUAGCCCGUUCACCGCUGAUCGGGAUCUCCAUCUCGGUGAACGAACAAGCCUCACUUGUUCGGUGACACGUGGCGAUCAGCCAAUAAGAAUCAUCUGGCUCAAGGAUGGACGAGCAAUGGGGCCGUCAGAGCGUGUCUCUAUCACCAAUGUCGAUCAGUAUAAUAGCAUACUGAUGAUUGAAAGUUUAUCUCCAGAUCACAAUGGCAAUUACUCGUGUGUUGCCUCAAAUCCAGCGGCCGAGGUAUCACACACCCAGCAACUAGUGGUUCAUGUACCCCCUAUAAUUGAGCCAUUUACCUUCCAAGAGGGACUUUCCGAGGGGAUGAGGACGCGCACGGUGUGCGGGGUCGCGGCGGGUGAUCCACCCCUAACAAUAUCCUGGCUAAAAGACGGCCACACGCCCUUCCUAUUGUCCCAAAAAUCAGCAACCGAUACUAAUAUAUCCCAAUUGGAUGCUUACUCAAGCCUACUGAGCAUAUCAAUCCUAGCCGCUGAACACUCUGGUGACUAUACCUGCGUCGCCGCGAACCCCGCCGCCGAGGUCAGGUACACGGCCAAGCUUCAGGUAAAAGUGCCUCCCCAUUGGCUGGUGGAGCCCAUGGACACCAGUGUUGAGAGGAAUAGACACGUCUCCCUGCAUUGUCAAGCACAAGGAGUACCAACACCUGUCAUUGUCUGGAAAAAAGCAAUCGGAGGUAAAUCUGGCGAGUACGAGGAGCUGCGCGAAAGUUCUUACACAAAACUUUUGAAUAACGGCACCCUGGUCCUUCAGCACGUUAAGGAAGACAGAGAGGGCUACUACCUGUGUCAAGCGAGCAAUGGCAUUGGCACUGGCAUGGGCAAAGUGGUCCAACUCCGUGUCAACUCCUCACCAUAUUUUGCUGCUCCAUCAAGACUUGUCACUGUUAAGAAGGGCGACAUGGCGACGCUGCACUGCGAAGUUCAUGGCGAUAAGCCUGUCACCGUUUCUUGGCUAAAGGGUGGGAAAAUUGAAUUGAAUCCAUCCACAAAUUAUCGUGUGACAACAAAAACGGAAGUGACACCCGACGGUGUGGAGGCGCAGUUACAAAUAUCCUCAGCGGAAGCAUCCGACAGCGGAGCAUACUUCUGCCAAGCGAGCAAUCUCUACGGAAGAGAUCAACAGUUGGUUCAAUUGCUCGUCCAAGAGCCGCCGCAGCCGCCUCACGCCCUGGAGACAGCAAUGAUAGCCCCCAGGAGUAUAAACGUCAAAUGGCAGCACCGCGCCCAGGACACCCGCGAAGUAACCAAGUACAUUCUUCAGUACAAGGAGGGAGAGAGCGGUAUGUGGCAGCAGCAGGAAUUAACUGGUCCACCAUUGCCAUACGCAACUCUGAUUGACGAUCUGAAGCCAGCGACCAGGUAUACAAUUCGUAUAAUUGCUGAAGGCCCGGCCGGUAGAUCCUCACCGUCAGCCGAAUUGGUCGUUCGUACUGAGCCCCAGAGGCCAGCUGGACCUCCCAUAAAUAUCGCCGCUCGUCCCAUUUCUCCGACGGAAAUACUCGUCACGUGGUCGCCACCCCUCGCCGAAUUACGACACGGGGAUAUUCAGGGAUUCAACGUUGGAUUUAAAGAGACCAGCGGUGGAAAUCCGUCGUUCAACUUCACUUCGGUAUCUGGGGAUGGCGAGGAGGGCGGGGGUGAACUCCGUCUCACGGGGCUGAGACCAUAUACCAGAUACACAAUUGUUGUUCAAGCAUACAACCAGGUCGGCUCAGGACCACAAUCCGAACAACUACCUACGCAAACAUCGGAAGGCGUGCCGAGCAAAGCUCCCGACGACGUUCGUUGUGCCGCACUGACGUCUCAAUCACUACAAAUUUCAUGGAAACAACCACCAGCUGCUUUCGCCAACGGGAAUAUACAGGGUUACAAAUUGACUUAUGAACCAGUUAUGCCCGACUCCUGGAGUAGUAUCGAUGAGAUGGAGGUGAGGAAAACGGGGAGCAUGACCAUGAUCCUUGCGGGACUUCGAAAGUACACCAACUACAGUGUUCAGGUUCUCGCUUACACUCGUGUUGGCGAUGGUGUGCCCUCCAGGUCCAUGUACUGUCGCACUAAGGAAGAUGUGCCAGGCAGCCCAGCGGAUAUUAAAGUUGUUGUCAGCUCACCCCAGGCACUUUUUAUCUCCUGGCUCCCACCACUGGAACCUAAUGGCGAAAUUAACAAAUACAAUUUGUACUCCAGAAUAAUGGACGGCCGCGAGGAAUUGAACCACGGAAAGAGAGUUCUCGCUUCCACAAACACCUUCUUCGAAGUGACGGGACUCCAGCAGCACGUGGAGUACCAAUUUUGGGUGACAGCUAGCACACGCGUCGGCGAGGGCCAGAGCUCGACAGUGGCUGCUGCAAUGCCGAAGAACCACGUGACCGCAAAAAUAACGUCCUUCGGGGGUAACAUCGUAAAGCCAUGGCGUGGAUCUGUCACGAUGUCCUGUCACGCAGUGGGAGAUCCCACCAGGGAGUGGUUCAAGGGCCUCUCCGAGCAAGUGCAUUCAGACAGCAGUAGAAAUAUUCAAAUUCUGCAGACCGGAGAGCUUGUGCUGUCCAAUAUUCAGUUGCAGGACAGUGGAAAUUACACAUGUCAAGUGGAAAAUUCACUGGGGAGUGAUAGACUCCAUUACAGUCUCAUUGUCCAAGUGCCACCGAGUGCUCCAGUCCUCUACGUCACCAGCUCCACUGCGACGAGUGUCCUCCUCCACUGGAAAGCUGGAUACAACGGUGGCUCUCCCACCACGGGCUACACUCUGCAUUAUCGAACGACGCACGGGAAUCUAGAUGAACUCCAGUUGCCCCGACGAUCCACCAAUCACGAGUUGAAGGGCCUCCUCUGCGGCAACAUGUACCACUUAUACCUGACCUCACACAACAAAAUUGGAAGCAGUGCAGCAUCUCCAGUGCUCUCAGUCCGAACGCAGGGACAACCACCUGGUAUUCCACCUGCUGCUGCAUUUCUUUCUCCAAACUCCACUACCCUAGCUUUGCGCCUGUCCACGUGGCCAGACAAUGGCUGUCCCAUUCAGUAUUUCGUCAUUCAGUAUCGCCCUAUGGACGAAUUUCACUGGACUCUUGUCUCUAAUAAUGUUGCGCCGCAGAAGAGAUUCUUGGUUACCAAUCUGUCACCUAGCACUGUCUAUCAGCUGAAGGUGGAGGCCUACAACGUCGCGGGGAGCAAUCAGGCAGAGUUCAGCUUCGUCACGCUGACGAAGGAUGGGGAUGCACCCCCACCAGAGUUGACGGAUCGCGGCUCGGCGUCGGCGUUGCCCUUUUACGCCGACGUGAAAGUCAUGAUUCCCAUGAUAAUUUCCACAUUCGCUAUUUUUGCGGUAUUUGCCGGGGUGGCAUUGAGAUUCAAGAGUAGGCAUUUGGGGGACCGCCAGCAGCGGCCGAUGAAGGAGACCCAGGAGAAUCAGCAGAACGCCGAGACGCAGAGGGAGCGGUACUACGCGACGAUUCACAAGGUCGCUCUUCAGCAGGCUGCCAACGCCGGGGGGCCCGACAAGAUUCCAGAGACGGCGGAGGACAUCUCUCCGUACGCUACGUUCCAGCUUUCGGAGGGGGGAGGGGGAAGCCUGGCAGGGCUGGGAGGAUUGGGAGGACUUGGAGGUGCGGCCGAAGCGUCAGCGGCGGGUCUCCAUCCCAACAACACUCUCCUGCACAGCUUCAUGUACCACGAGCAUGCGAUGACGGAGGGGUGCGCGAGUCCACCGCCAGCGGUGACGAGUAUGAAGAGUGUGUCGUCACGACGACGCCAGCAGAGGAAGCAACAUACACACGGGGACGACAGCGACGAGAGCGAGUCUGACCCGGACCAAUUGACUCGUUCGAGAACCGAGUCGUCCAACCAACUGGACGCGAGCAAACUAAAGCACAUUCGCGCUGUUUCGGAUUUCAUUUACCACGGCACGUCGAGCACCUCGUCAGAUAUAUCGCCAAUGUGCGAGCAGAAGUCGUUACCGAGACGAGGACGAUCCAGAUGGCACGUUCCCAGCAGGAGUUCCCUGAGGAUGCUGCUCCCCCCGAUGUCAGUGGCCGAGACGGCAUUUGUCAGUAAUCAAGGAAACAUACCUGGCAAUGGCGAUAGGAACGAUCGACAUGAACUGAGCGAGGCCGAGUGCGAUAUUGAUUCACUGAAGAAGCCAAAGCUCGGCCUCAGAAGUUCCCUGUGGUCGAGACCCGGCACACAGAACAAUCCCUCCUCGGAUUACUCCAUUGCAGUUUAAAAAAAAUGACGAUUUGACAUGAAAAUGAAAAAGUCUCAAGUAAAUUUGAAAAAAAAAAACAAAUUGAACUCUCAGCGUUCCAGGAGGCACGUCGAUACGGACCAUCCCCUCACCAAGGAGCACUCGUCAUGACCAACUAUUUGUUGUUUAAGAAUUUUUUCGACUGACAAACGAGCCUUUGGAGAUAAUAACAGACUGACGAUCGUCCAUAUACUGCCGAUACCACAGUCUUCCUUUAAUACUUCCUCAGAAAUAUCAGGUCUAACAAUAUGUUCUUCCUCUCUACCACUGCCAGAGCGUUCGGGCACAUCUCCGAAGGCCUCACCUAUCAACUAUCACUGAUCAUUGAACCAAUAAUUCAUAAAUUUUGUAAAUAAUUUUUUGUAUGAGUUCUUGCGCAUGACGAGGAGCACGAGUAAAUGCGACGGAUGACUGUGAUUGAAGAGUGCUGCUAGUCGAUGUUAAAGGAGAGGACUUGACGCUGUGGAGUCUGCCCACGAUGUAUUGAUGCGUGCCAAAGAUAAGUAAAUGAAUAAAAAAAAAUCAUUGACAAAAAAAAAAAUUAUAAAACUAAUCGACAAUUUGCUCAGUACGCUUCGGGACAGCCUCUGAAAGGUCUAAUCGAUAGCGAUAACCCAUCCGAGACCAAAAGACUUUUGACUAUUCGUACGGCUAAUUUGUGCAGCAGCAUUUCCCAGAGUCCAUCGGGCCAUAAACGCUAUUUUAAUGGGUAGCGACGGGAGUAUUAAAUUUUGGGGAGAUCAUUGCGAGAAGAAAGACAUUCGGGAAUUCAUGAAAAUUUGAGAAAAGUGGGGGUUUCGGUAGGAUUUUUUGGGUGACAGGCCAAAAUUCCCGUCUACAAUUCGUCUCGAGAUCCUAUAGAACUGAUAUCAUUAAUUCUAAUCUUUAAUUCAUCUAGUU
Molecule: messenger RNA, 7328 nt
Organism: Diachasmimorpha longicaudata
Lineage: Eukaryota; Metazoa; Arthropoda; Insecta; Hymenoptera; Braconidae
Gene: Dscam2
Product: Down syndrome cell adhesion molecule 2
Exons: 28
Coding region: 333-6407 (2024 amino acids)
Biological process (GO): neuron migration; axon guidance; cell-cell adhesion
Cellular component (GO): cell surface; axonal growth cone; plasma membrane
Molecular function (GO): protein binding
Source: RefSeq, a predicted model, not a curated record